This is a messenger RNA of Metarhizium brunneum ARSEF 3297, 1491 nucleotides long. RefSeq lists its product as uncharacterized. Gene Ontology annotation, molecular function: FAD binding. NCBI's taxonomy places the organism in Eukaryota, Fungi, Ascomycota, Sordariomycetes, Hypocreales, Clavicipitaceae. The record is from RefSeq and is a predicted model, not a curated record.
AUGAAUGGCAACGGUGAUGGGACAAACAGCGAUUUAGCAUGCUUUAUAUCGACCCUCAAACGGAGAAGAAUUCAAGCAGAGCAUGUCAAUGGAGAUGCCCUUCCGCUCGAAGCCAUGAUGCAUGACACGGGAGCCGUGAUUCCUGCAGCUGUGGUAUCACCGCGGAGCGAAUGGGGAGUUUGCCAAACUGUCAAGUUGCUCCAGGAGUUCAAGCUUUACGAUGGAUUCACCAUUUCAAUCAAGAGUGGCGGCCAUGGAUACCUGCACCGGGAUCCAAGCCCUCAUCCCGUCAUCCUACUGAACCUGGGAGCCAUGACCAACCAAUAUAUUUCGAAUGGUACACUGGUGCUUGAGCCAGGCUGCUUGCUCGGUCAGGUCAUGCACACUCUCGCCACGAACCGCAAGGCAGUCCCCCACGGGGAUUGCUUUGGUGUCGGAGUAGGUGGACAUUUCACUACGGCUGGAUGGGAUCUUAUGUUGACUCGGCGGUAUGGACUCGGUUGUCAAUCUGUCAUCGGCGGACGUGUUGUCUUAUGGGAUGGAUCUGUCGUCAGCGUGGAUGAGCAUAGCCACCCAAGACUUUUAUAUGCGUUGCGUGGUGGUGCCGCAGCCGGAGCAGGAGUAGUCACCGAAAUACGUUUGCGGUUGAUUGAUGAGCCAAAGGUGACCACGUGGUGCAACAUUCGCCUCAACAGGGAGCAGGUGGCGGUCUGCGUGACAUCUAGUCUCAUGGACAAGACGCAAAAUUUGCCUCUGGACAUUUCGCCAUCCUUUAAGUUUUACUACGAGUUGGAUGACCCCGAGCCCGUCUGUGCGUUCCGCAUCGCGAGCCUCCUGAGGAAAGAGGAGACAAUUGCCUGUCUUCGGGAGCAUCUGGGGGACCAGAUUGCAUCAUGGGCGGCUGACCUUUCGCAAUGGAACGAGAAACCCCUCAUCGAUUACCGAUUGCAGGUGGCGUCGGAAUUCUUGGCCGCCAAUUUUGGAAUGUUGGCAGAAGCCUCCUCUUUAGCAAUGCUCAAGGACCCUCUAGUCUUCUGGAAGCCGGCCAAUGCGGCUCAUGAAAUGACCAGGUCUUUUAGUGUGCAGACAUCGUCUUGGGUUGUCCCAGAUUGUGAGGCCGUACUACCCAAGUUAUACGAUGCUUUCGAAUUCGCAAAGGACCAUCCUGUUCAUAACCGGAUGUACGCGUUGGUUAUUCUCGGAGCCGGAGCCAUGUCAGAACUACCAGAAAGGUGCUCCAUGCCUUUGGGCAAAGUAUUGAUUCGAUUUGAAUCGCACUGGGAUAACGAGGAGGAACAUGGCCCGUGGUGUCGGGAGCUGACAAGCAAGAUUUCGGACAUUAUCCAGACCAAAGCAGACCUGAAUGUGAAGCGGCCAUUUCGAGGAGACAUUUGGCUGCGUGAACAGGGCGUGGACGCGGAGCUCAAUGGUAUACUGGAGACUUAUGAUCGAAGAUGGCCCAAACCUGCUAUUCUAAAUAGACGUAGCUGA